This is a messenger RNA of Aphis gossypii (cotton aphid), 4393 nucleotides long. It is a transcript of the gene TfAP-2, whose product is annotated as transcription factor AP-2-epsilon. NCBI's taxonomy places the organism in Eukaryota, Metazoa, Arthropoda, Insecta, Hemiptera, Aphididae. The record is from RefSeq and is a predicted model, not a curated record. Gene Ontology annotation, cellular component: nucleus. Gene Ontology annotation, biological process: anatomical structure development; regulation of transcription by RNA polymerase II; regulation of cell population proliferation. The coding region runs from base 591 to 2300 and encodes 569 amino acids. The transcript has 9 exons. Gene Ontology annotation, molecular function: DNA-binding transcription factor activity, RNA polymerase II-specific; RNA polymerase II transcription regulatory region sequence-specific DNA binding.
CCCGGGGUGGAGGAAGAGAAUGUACUUGAGUGUGUGUGUGUGCGUGUGCGCGCGCUCAAACGUCGCCUACGACACGAUACGUACCUACUACGAAAACCUGUUGGAUGCUGUUUGACCUGGACCCGAACAAACAUCGAUAGCACCGCGGCCGUCACUAUACAAGUUACUGCGGUAAAAUCGUACGUGCGUGUGCGUAGUAGCGUACGGCAUAAUCAUGAUACCUACCCGACAAAAUCGCUACGACUAUCGAUUGUUGUACGCGAAUAUAACGCACAUCGAUAUACCGUUGCGGUUAUACGACGGAGACAGGUAAAACCGCUUCAGGGCCAAACCGUACACAUAGCUCCGAGCCUUCCGCCGGUGACCACUCUAGUUUUUUCUGUAUAUUUUUAUUUGUAUUAUUAUUAUUAUUUUUUUUUUUCGUUUUCUCGUAUCAUAUUUACGUACAACCACCCGAUCUUCGUGAUCCGAUCACGUUGUCAGAAACUACCCCCUUCACCCACUACUCGUAUAAUAUCGUACAUCUACAACCAGCUCUACCUCGGGCGAUGGCCACGUGACGCUAGUAUAAUGUGACGUCAUAAGUCGCUAUGAAUAUCAAAGAUAUACUGGUCAUGGAAGGUGACGAAGGUUCGAUGGACAACCAAGGCGGCGACGUCAUCAUCAUCAACAACAAUAAUAACAACAACGAAAACUGCAGUGACAACGAUAACGCGAAACGGCGUAAGCGGGAAAUCGUCGAAGACGGAGGGUCGCUGUCCCCGCUGCAUUUGCAGCGCCAUGAAAACAGCGUGUACUUGCGGCACCGGCACCGGAACGACCAACCGGAUGAACAGGAAGAAGAGGACCUGAGGCAAUCGGACGAUGAGGAUCGGCUAGCCGGACAUGGUACAGUCGCAUCGAUCGGCAGUGGUGGGGGAGGUGGUAGCGGCGGCGGAGGUGGUGGCGGUGGUGGAGGAGGAGGUGGCGGAGGCUCGUCACCGUUUAGCCCGCACCACCAUCAUCACCAUCACCACCACCGGAACACGACGCCCACCAACGCCGGUUCCAACAUGGGACACCACCAGGACUUCCAGCCGCCGUACUUCCCGCCGCCGUUCCCGCCGGCCCACCAUCACCAUCAGCCGUCCGCUGGCAACGCGUCUUCGCCGUCCGCCAUGGACUACAUCAACGACCCGUACUCGCAGACGCUCAACAGCCUGCACCAAAGCGCUCAGGCCGCCGCGGCCGCGCACCACUACAAUCAGUUGACCGUGGCCGCGGUGUCCGUCGGCCAGCGGCACGACGCCCUCCGUCGGUCGGACUCGGACUCCAUACACGUAGGAAACAUGCACCCGUCUUUCCCGUAUGAGAGCGGCCGUUCCCGGGGAGGCGAGUAUGGUUCUGGCGUCGGCGGAGUUCGAGGCCGUGGCGACGUGCUCGUUCAAUCGCACCCAGGCCUGGAAGACUCGCUGGUUCUACACAACGCCCUGUCCAGCGUGGUAGAAGAAGCUCAGGAACACAAUGUGGACGACAGCAGUUCGUUUAUGAACGACUUGCCACUACUAAAACGUAUGUCCACUACCCCAUCGGACGUGUUUUGCAGCGUACCCGGACGCCUUUCGUUGCUCAGCUCUACGUCAAAGUACAAAGUAACCGUCGGUGAAGUUCAACGCAGGUUGUCACCUCCAGAAUGUCUGAACGCCUCUUUAUUGGGUGGUGUGCUUAGAAGAGCGAAAUCCAAAAACGGUGGAAGGCUAUUGCGCGAAAAACUUGAAAAAAUCGGUCUAAACCUGCCGGCCGGCCGAAGAAAGGCUGCAAACGUAACGCUGCUCACAUCGCUCGUCGAAGGUGAAGCGAUACAUUUGGCUCGAGACUUUGGAUAUGUGUGUGAAACAGAAUUCCCGGCCCGACAAGUAGCGGAAUACCUGAGCAGGCCACACACGAGUGAUCCUACAGAGUCGUACCGGAGAAAAGAGCUUAUACAUGCCACAAAACAAGUGACCAAAGAGCUGAUGGACUUGCUGAACCAAGACCGUUCGCCGCUGUGCAACACCAGGCCACAGCAUAUUCUCGACCCGAUCAUACAGCGUCCACUCACGCACUUUUCGCUCAUAUCGCAUGGAUUUGGAAGUCCCGCGAUAGUCGCUGCCCUCACGGCCAUACAGAACUUUCUUUCGGAAUCGUUGAAGCACUUGGACAAGGUAUACCCAUCCGGCAACAACCUAUCAUCGCAGCAACAACAACAGCAGCAAAACAACCAGCUGCAGCAACAGGACCAGAAGCCCAAAGACUUGGUGGGACUGGAGCUGAAGAAGUGAGCCUGGUCCAGGCGGGCGCAUCGCGAACCUGCCGGCGGCCCGCAGCAGCACCAGCCGCCACCACCGAUUCACCAGAGGCUACAGCUGCAACAGUCGUACGGUGGCAACCGCGACGGUCGCUGUCAGUGAUCUACGGCUAUCGCUCUCACGGCGUAUUAAUUAUAAUAAUAUUAAUGUAUACAUUGUAUACAUCGACUUUCUGCCGCCACCGCGAUUUUUCAUUUUCCGUUUUUUUUUUCAUUCCGUGCUCGAUAUAAAAAAUCCAAAACUGCACUUUUAAUUCGAAGCGGUUCGGGAUGUUUUAAAUAACAAAAAAAAAAAAAAUCAAAACAAAAAAAAAAAAAAUGACAAACUUACAAAUGUUGUAUAAUAUUAUUAUUAUUAUUAUUAUUAUAUAGUGAUAUUAUGAUGUGCAGUAUGAGUUUUAUUAAAAUAUUGUAUGCGAUAUAAUUAUAAUGGUAUAUUUGUAAAUAAUACGAUAAUAUAUUAUAAUAUAUGAUAUGAGAUAUAUUAUAUUUUUUUCGGACAAUCGGAUUUUUUUUUUAUUAUUAUUAUUAUUUUUAUUUACAUAUAUAGUUUACGAAUUAGGAUUUUACGCGCGUAAUUGCCGCGUGUUUUUUUUUAUUUAUUUAUUCUUGUUUUUAGAUUAUAUUUUUACGUUUUCAAAACUUGUACAAAUCUUGAAUGAUUUCCCGCCCCUUCAUGUGCCAUCCGUAUAAUUACCACGAAACCCACUCGAUUCGUCGAUAAGAAAAUAAUAUAAAUAUCAAAACAUAUUAUAUAAUUUAUAAUUAUUGUAUAUUAUAAUUUCUGUCGUUGUCGCGACUUGUGUUUAUUUUUAAUUAAUUUUUUGAUUAUUAAUUAUUAUUAUUGUUAUUGUCUUGUACGUGAACGUUACAGGUCAUAAAAUAUUGUUAUUGUGACGUCAUUAGGACAAAGAAUCAAAACGAUACGUUAAUUUAGAAAAAAUCAAACUUAGUUCAUAGUAGAAUUUACUUAUCCCACGAUAUCAUUGCCAUAUUAUUAUUAUUAUUAUUAUUUAUUCAUGAUCAUGAAGCAACUUUCGUUAUUAUAUUAUGUGUUUUGCAAUUAUCAUAAUGAUUCAAUGAUAUUGUUUGUUUAUUUGUUUUUGAAUUUUGUAUAUAUUAAUUUUACAUGAGAUGAAUCAUUUUUUUUUUUUUUUUAUAAGUAUUGUAAGUACCUAGUGACAGUAUUAUUUACUAAUUGACGCUUUUUUGAGAUUAUAAAUUUGAAACAAAAAAUAAUAUGUAGUAUGUAUUGAUGAUGAUGAUAAAAUAAUAAUAAUAAUAAUAACGGUUUACAUUAUGUAUAUAUGUAUCAUGUGAUAUUUAUAGUUUCAAUCUGCGUAUCAUCCCAACGAUAAUAAACAAUAAUAAUAAUCAUAAUAAUUGUUGUACAGCGAAUUAAUAUUAUUCUUAUAUACAUGUAAAUAUUAUAGACAAACGCGCAUAUUAUAUAUAUAUAUUAUAUAUAUAUAACGGGAGUAUUAUUAAUGUACAUAAUAUAUUUAUAAAAACGAAAAAAAAAACAAAUAAUUGUAUCAUAUUUAUAUUGUGUAGUUUUUCAUUACAAUGCUCAAAAAUAUUACUAUAAAUGUUAUUAAAAACGUCGUGUAUUUAUUGCAUAUUAUGUCCAUCUUAUAAUAUUAUGUAAUCAUCUGCAAUAAGCGUUGGAGGCAGUAGAUCUAUUUCCAUUAUUUAUAGUCCAUAUCACGCAUGUCCUCAAAACCAACAAAAAAUCUGCCAGAUCACAUGUAUUUUAUCAGUGACUUUGCAGAAAGUUUAAAGUUUAUAUAGACAUUAUAAUAUUAAAUAAAAGUACUAAGAUCAGGCAAGUAGGCAGCGAGAUGUUUUUAGAGUAUUCAAACAUCCAACGAAGUUUUUGGAGUAUUCAAAUAUCCAACGAAGUUUUUUUUAUGGUUAUUAAUAUUACUUUAUAAGUAGUCUCAAUACUUAGUAUAUUGUAUCUCAAUUCUGUCGUUUUUAUUUUUUUAUUUAUACAAAAUUAAAGUAUUAAAGUAUUAUAAAUUAUAAUACUUUUAGUAAUAUAUUUACAUUUUAUAAAAAAAGUAA